AUUCAGUGCUCUAGUGAAGUGUUUAAUAACUAAAAAAAAAAAGUGAAAAAUGUCUGGUCGUGGUAAAGGUGGCAAAGUUAAGGGAAAGGCAAAGUCCCGUUCAAACCGUGCUGGUUUGCAAUUCCCCGUCGGUCGUAUUCAUCGUUUGUUGCGUAAAGGCAAUUAUGCUGAACGUGUUGGUGCCGGCGCUCCAGUAUAUUUAGCUGCCGUUAUGGAAUAUUUGGCCGCUGAAGUUCUUGAAUUGGCUGGUAAUGCUGCUCGUGACAACAAGAAGACCAGAAUUAUCCCUCGUCAUUUGCAAUUGGCCAUCCGUAAUGACGAAGAAUUGAACAAAUUGUUGUCUGGUGUAACCAUUGCCCAAGGUGGUGUUUUGCCAAACAUUCAAGCUGUACUUUUGCCCAAGAAAACAGAAAAGAAGGCUUAAAUUAUUCGAAA
Molecule: messenger RNA, 435 nt
Organism: Calliphora vicina (urban bluebottle blowfly)
Lineage: Eukaryota; Metazoa; Arthropoda; Insecta; Diptera; Calliphoridae
Product: histone H2A
Exons: 1
Coding region: 50-424 (124 amino acids)
Biological process (GO): heterochromatin formation
Cellular component (GO): nucleosome; chromatin
Molecular function (GO): structural constituent of chromatin; DNA binding; protein heterodimerization activity
Source: RefSeq, a predicted model, not a curated record